Molecule: messenger RNA, 1463 nt
Organism: Tachyglossus aculeatus (Australian echidna)
Lineage: Eukaryota; Metazoa; Chordata; Mammalia; Monotremata; Tachyglossidae
Gene: SAC3D1
Product: SAC3 domain containing 1
Exons: 2
Coding region: 64-1173 (369 amino acids)
Biological process (GO): spindle assembly; centrosome duplication
Cellular component (GO): nucleus; spindle; centrosome
Source: RefSeq, a predicted model, not a curated record
AGCCACACAAGCCCCCCCCAUCCCCCUCGACCGGUCCCCAGGCCGGCCGGUGCCCGGCUCCCCAUGGCAGGCCCCGUCCCGGCCUUGGCCACGUGCCCGGACAUGUGCCCGGCCUCGGAGCGCGCCCGGCGGGAGCGCGAGCGUCGCCUGCACCCCCUCGAGGUCCUGCAGGAGGCCGGGGAGCCGGAGGAGGAGGGCGGGGGGCGGCGUGCGAGGGCCCCCCGCGCCGACCCGCAGCGAGCGGUGAAGGAGUACAGCCGGCCCAGCGCGGGCCGGGCCCGGCCCCCGCCCUGCCAGCUGCGCCCGCCGGCCGUGCUGCUCCGCACCGUGCGCCACCUGCUCGACCUGCUGGACGGGGAGGCCGGGGUCCCCCGGCCCGAGGCGGCCGGCUUCGUGGCGGACCGGCUGCGGGCCGUGCGGCUGGACCUGGCCCUGCAGGGCCUGGGCGCCGGGGACGGGGCGGCCGUGGCCGUGCUGGAGGCCUCGCUGGCCACCCUGCUCUGCCUGGCCGCCCGGGGCCCGCCCGGCGGGGACCCCCGGCUCCUCCAGGCCCAGCUGCACGAGAGCUUCGGCUCCCUGCGCCGCUGCUACGGGGACCCGCCGGCCGCCCCGCACCCCCGGCAGCCCGUCUUCCAGGCCCUCUUCCUCCUCUACAACCUGGGCUCGCCGGAGGCUCGCCGGCAGGUGCUGCAGCUCCCGCCGUCCAUGCGGACCCACCCGGCCGUCCAGCGGGCCCUGGCCGUCGACGCCGCCUUCUGCGAGGGCAACUCGGCCCGCCUGUUCCGCCUGCUGCGGGCCCUGCCCUUCCUGCCCAGCUGCGCCGUCCAGCGCCACGUGGGCCCUGCCCGGCGCGGGGCCCUGGCCCGCCUCGCCCGCGCCCUGGGCACCCCCCGGGGCCAGGCCUACCCCCUCGCCCGCCUCACCCGCCUCCUGGCCCUGGACGGGCCGCAGGAGGGGCGGGAGCUGUGCCGCCUUCACGGCCUGCCCGUGGGCGGCGGCGGCGGCGGGGACGCCGCGGUGGCCGUGUUCGCGCGGGGCGGCUUCGCCGCCAACCGGCCGCUUCCCCCGGCCCCCUGCGCCCUCCUGGUGGGGAGCAAGCUGAGGGGGCGGACCCUGAGCCAGGUGGUCAUGGCCGAAGAGCCCGAAGAAGAAGCCGCCCCCGCUCCCGUGUGACCACCCGACGGGGCAAGAAAGAUAAAGAAAGCCGAAGAAGCGGCCCCCACUCCUGGGUGACCGCCCGGCCGGGAAAGCAAGCAAGCAACAGGAGGGACCUCGAACUCCUCGACUCCAUAAUCGGCCCCCUCCCCAGACUUCUGCCGUCCCUCCUCCUCCUCCACCCGACUCCACUCGGUGUCACCAAUAAAGUCGGCCCGUUUCAGUCCAGCCGGAGGAUGGGAGCCAGGUCGGGGCCGGCACGGAUCGGUCGAGGCCGGCGGGGCGAUUUAUCGAGCGCUUGCGGGGUG